AUUCUUCAGAUCCUCCACAACAUGACGACGGAAGACAAAUUUCAGGCCGCUGUCAACAUUAUUCGGAGUCUGCCUAAAGAUGGACCAUAUCAGCCAUCUCACGAUAUGAUGCUGAAGUUCUACGCCCUGUACAAACAGGCAGUGGAAGGCCCAUGCAACGAACCGAAGCCUGCUUUCUAUGAAGUGGUUCGAGGCUAUAAAUGGAGAGCUUGGAGCAGCCUUGGCAACAUGUCGAAGGCAGAAGCUAUGAAUACCUAUGUGGAGGAGCUGAAGAAGGCUGUAGACCUGAUGUGGCACAAUAAGGCUAGCUUGUGGCCCUCCAGACAGGCACUGAGCCACACCAGCCUCUGCCUGUUCAGUAAAGUGCCUUACAGCCAUGCGCCUCUGACCCAGAUUAUAGAGACGAUGGCGUACACCGAAGACGUGGCAAACUUCAUUGAUGCUCUUGGCCCGUUCUACGAGUUUAUCGACAUUCCGGGAACGAAAAACAAGAACAACAACAACAACAAAGGAAAUGACAAGCCCAGUAAUGACAAGAAAGAUGAUUCUGCGGGGGAUGCUAACGACAAGCCCAUCACCAAUGGCCUUGAUAUGCCCAGUAAGAUGAAUGGCAUCCACAGCCUUGACAGUGACUCUGGCUCAGGGUCAGAGGCCGCGCAGUCCUCGAGCCAGGACAGCUCGCCUCAGCACAGUAGAGAAGAAACCAUCACACGGGUAAUUUUUACCUUUUCUGCAAUGUCGCUUAGAAACAUAAUCAUAACUGAGGCAUAUGAGGAAGGGUUGAAUCGAAGGGUGAACAGGUUGGGUGGCACUGUCGCCGAGCUCUGCGAGACAGUGAUAGGGGGCCAAAAAUAUUUUUCCCCCAAAUCGGGAAGCCCAGGGGAGGAGAGUGAAAUACUCGAGGACGAAGAGGAACUAGUGGUCGUCGAGGUCAGGACUGAGAGGGAAGACAAGACCACACACACACUGUCGCUCUCACCCAGGGUGCUCAGCGACACGGACUCCGAUGAAGAGUAUUCAGAGCCUGCUGAGACCCCUGACCAUCUCGCAAAGGUGCAGUCCCUCUUAGCGGACCGAGGGCUGACUCCACCGCGCCGCUUCCACCAGCUGGAGAACCAGGAAAGCACUAGUUUCCCAGCCUCAGCCCCAGCUCUGUUACCCCAGCACAUCCCGGUCAGCAGUACCUCAUUAGAUGAUGCUGUGACCUGUGGCGGGGGAGAUCAGAGCCAUCCGGGAGGACUGCAGAUGACACCCAGGCAGUCCCAGCAACGAUUUAGUGGCACUCCCCUUUACACAUCCCAAGUGUCCUCGGGCAGCCUU
This is a messenger RNA of Penaeus monodon (black tiger shrimp), 1320 nucleotides long. RefSeq names its product acyl-CoA-binding domain-containing protein 5-like. Lineage: Eukaryota; Metazoa; Arthropoda; Malacostraca; Decapoda; Penaeidae. Gene Ontology annotation, biological process: fatty acid metabolic process. Gene Ontology annotation, molecular function: fatty-acyl-CoA binding. The record is from RefSeq and is a predicted model, not a curated record.